Messenger RNA from Lachancea sp. 'fantastica', 808 nucleotides. The record is from the annotation of a GenBank genome assembly. Lineage: Eukaryota; Fungi; Ascomycota; Saccharomycetes; Saccharomycetales; Saccharomycetaceae.
UCUGCAAUGAGAGUGCUCUAUAAUUUAUGCAGUAGCGGUGAAACGGAAAUAGUGCCGUCAACACCACAGGGCUUUUUGAUUUCACUUUCAUCAAUGGAAAGUUUGGUUUCUCUGAAAACAUAAAGAGUCCUGUUUGGAAGGCCGUCGUCUUCACCGUUGUGUCAAAAUUCGAUGAAAACUACGACUUAUACAGGAGCAACGACCUAUAAUUCGUUGCUGCGUUCUUGGAUCCGAGUAUCAAGAUUGACUAUUUCAUCUAGCUUUAGAGUGAGGAAGAUGGCGGGGAGCAUUUUCGGAGCGUGGAAGAAUAUGUCAAAAAUGACCUCAAACAAUGCCAACCCAAGACACAUUCGUGUUCUCAUACUUUACCUUAGCCUGUGAACACCAAACGCGUUGUCAAGUUCUCAAGACCAAUAUUGCGUCUUAGGCAACCACGAGAGAGGGUCUUUAAAGUUCUGGAAGAAAGGGAGAAUUAUAAGGCUGAUACCAAGUUAUCCUCAUACUUCUUAUAGAUGUUUUGAAAUUGUGGUAUUUCCGACGUCUGGUCAACCCUCAUUUGAUUCCGCUGGCUAUAUCCAUGAUAUAAACGGAGUUUAGCACUUGCGGCAUUGAACGUACGAUCUCUAUCAGUAAAAAAUUAAUGAGAAGCGACCGCAGAAGUCUUGGAAGCGCUAAUGCCAGAAGAAUUCUGAUCUUGAGAGACAGCUUUCUCAAUUUUGGCAUUUACGGCAAGGGUCUCCUGCUAUGAGGACCAAGCGAAACUGAUGAAUCCAUUAAUAAAAUCUCCGAUGAAGACCCAUUUGAGAAC